UUGCUACCCAUCAUCCAAUCACUGAACCCUAUCAUCUUUCUACCUUUUUUCUUACUGAAAGGAAAUUAAAACCAAGCAUUCUUGAAAACAAGAGCAAAGAAGGAAAGCAGAGCGCAUGGCUUCCACAACUCUCUCCACUGCUGCCACUCAGCUUUGUGCUGGUAAAAAUGGGAUUUUUGCACCAUCGCAAGCUCUCAUGGCUAAGCCGGCCAAAGGUUUAGGAUUUGGGAAGGGGAAGGGAAUGAAGGUGACGUGCAUGGCGUCAAGCAUUUCAGCUGAUAGAGUGCCGGACAUGGAAAAGAGGAAGCUGAUGAAUCUUCUUCUAUUAGGAGCCAUUUCUCUACCUUCUGCUGCGAUGCUAGGCCCAUAUGCUUUAUUCUUUGCUCCACCUGGCUCAGGAGGUGCUGAUGGAGGAACUCCUGCCAAAGACGCCCUUGGGAACGAUGUCAUUGCUUCUGAAUGGCUGAAGAAUCAUGGGCCUAAUGAUAGAACACUCACCCAAGGGUUAAGGGGAGAUCCUACCUAUCUUGUUGUGGAGAGUGACAGAACACUUGCAACCUAUGGAAUCAAUGCUGUCUGCACUCACCUUGGUUGUGUCGUCCCAUGGAACGGUGCUGAGAACAAGUUCAUCUGCCCCUGCCACGGAUCACAGUACAAUAAUCAAGGAAAGGUUGUUAGGGGACCUGCUCCUUUGUCGUUGGCUUUGGCACAUGCUGAUGUGGAUGAUGACAAGGUAAUAUUCGUCCCCUGGGUUGAAACUGACUUCAGAACUGGCGAUGCUCCUUGGUGGGCUUAAUCUCUCGAUGUAAAUUUGCCUAAAGUGUCAAUAUCUAAUAUUUACAUCCUUUCCCUUUCAAGGACCCUAUUUUUUUUCAUAAAGGAAAAACAUAUAAUGUUGUGUUUAAAAGUACUCAAUUUGAGAUUUAGUUGUGGUAAUCAAUUAUUCAUCAGUUCUGUGUA
Messenger RNA from Asparagus officinalis (garden asparagus), 960 nucleotides. Its product is annotated as cytochrome b6-f complex iron-sulfur subunit 2, chloroplastic. Gene Ontology annotation, cellular component: plasma membrane. The coding region runs from base 116 to 796 and encodes 226 amino acids. The transcript is spliced from 5 exons. NCBI's taxonomy places the organism in Eukaryota, Viridiplantae, Streptophyta, Magnoliopsida, Asparagales, Asparagaceae. Gene Ontology annotation, molecular function: 2 iron, 2 sulfur cluster binding. The record is from RefSeq and is a predicted model, not a curated record.